Branchiostoma floridae (Florida lancelet) is the source of this 525-nucleotide messenger RNA. RefSeq names its product kiSS-1 receptor-like. Bases 1 to 525 code for a protein of 174 amino acids. Gene Ontology annotation, molecular function: G protein-coupled peptide receptor activity. Gene Ontology annotation, biological process: neuropeptide signaling pathway. Lineage: Eukaryota; Metazoa; Chordata; Leptocardii; Amphioxiformes; Branchiostomatidae. Gene Ontology annotation, cellular component: membrane. The record is from RefSeq and is a predicted model, not a curated record. The transcript has 2 exons.
AUGUGCACCUUGGUGAAUGGCACGGCAAAUGUAUCCAGCCCCGACAGCUGGAUACAGGAGGUGCCGAACUCGUCUUGUACGAAAGAUUUCGGUGGAGCUGACGAAGUGACACUGCCAAUACCACUGUCCUGGGACAACUACGUCCCACCAGCUAUCUUUGCCUUCAUCUUUCUCGUUGGGGUUACUGGCAAUUCCCUUGUGAUCUACGUGGUGGCGUUCUUCCGCAAAAUGCGAACCGUUACCAACUUUUACCUGUGCAACUUGGCCGUGACUGACAUGACCUUUCUGCUAUGCUGUGUUCCUUUCACCGCAGCACAGUACGCCAUGCCUUCUUGGGUCUUCGGCGAAAGCAUGUGCAAGAUGGUCAACUACAUGAUGCAGGUAACUGCUCAGGCAACCUGUCUGACGCUGGCCUCCGUGAGUGUUGACCGGUACUGCGCUAUUGUACACCCCGUGGCCUCCCUCACCUUCCGCCGGAAGGGUGUAGCCAUCUCUGUCAACGUUCUCAUUUGGAUCCGUGAGUAA